Molecule: messenger RNA, 675 nt
Organism: Fomitopsis serialis
Lineage: Eukaryota; Fungi; Basidiomycota; Agaricomycetes; Polyporales; Fomitopsidaceae
Exons: 3
Coding region: 1-675 (224 amino acids)
Source: RefSeq, a predicted model, not a curated record
AUGUCUUUCACCAACGGCAACGGUUCCCCCACCAAGCCCAUCCCCAUCGACGCACACCGCCGGCGGUCUGCCUCAGACUCGGAGUCGUCUGAGAGUUCCUGCUCGCCUACCACCCCGUACUCCUCUGGCGCGUCAUUCCCGACACCGGCGACGGGCAACCCUCGCGUCGCACCCGUCUCGCCCUCGACAUCUCCUAUCUUGUCCUACUUCUUCGGCCAGACCUCGCCUAAGGCUCCUGCCAACUCUCUCCCUUUCCGUCGCAACUUCGGUCCUCCCGCAAUCGACGAAGAUGAUGAGGCGCCCGCCUCUCCCCAGUCGCCGACCAAGCAUGCCCGCCGCGCAAGCACAGCGUGGGCGGGCAGUGAGCGGUUCGCACAACCCCCUGCAGCGACCCCGGAGCAGCACGACAGAGCGACGGGUGUGCUCAGGAGGCUUUCCCUCGGGGGCGCUAUGGCGAGACCACAGAUCCCGCAGUUCAAGAAUGCGACGUCGGGCGAGGGUAUGCAGCGGAGCGCCACCCCGCCCACGCUCUCGUCCACCCCUACGCCGAUGAACGGCACGCCGCGUAAGACGCGGCGGUCAAACACGAUCAACCCGGGCACCCAGAGGCCCAAGCGCGCCCCGUCGCCGAUGGGCGAGCGCAUCCUCACGGGGCACUUCGACAGCUUCCAUUGA